AUGUGGCCUGCCAAUUUCCAAUUGCGUCGCCAACGCAUCGCGUCUGGAAAUGAACACGUGCGCGGCGGAGCGCCUCUGCCUAAACCGGAGAUUAUGAUGUUAGUUAAUUGGGAUCGGGAGUUGGCACAACUUGCGCAGCGUCUCGCUGACCAGUGUGAAUUCGCACAUGACGACUGCAGAGCUACUGUACGAUAUCCAUACGCGGGUCAAACUGUAGGCGAAGUACGCUGGCGAGUCCCCAGUGACUCGGAACAGUUGAGCGUACAGCGCUCUAUCCGUCGUGUGUUCGAUGCCUGGUGGGGGGAAAGACGGAGGGUUCAGCCGGAACAACUCACCGCACCUUUUAAACUGACUGCUAAGAGAACCGUCUGGGGCCACUUCAGUCAGCUAGCAGUGUGGACUCUCCGUGCAGUAGGCUGUGGAGCAGUACGCCACGGCCAUCCUCACACCAGAAUGUUAUUAGUUUGUGACUUCUCUCAUACUAAUAUGUUGGGGCAGAGGACAAUAAACCCUGGACCACUUGCAUCCUGUCCUCCACAUACGGCAAGGAGGACGAGAACUGUUUAUCCUCUGCUUUGUGCUCCGGUUAGAAGACCUACUCCAUCACCAUCCUAUGAUAAUUCCGAGAUAUAUGAUGAUGAUGAAUAUUUUGAUGAACCGACAGAACCAACUAGUCGACUAACGACUAAAAGAGGAACUUACAGCCACAAAUAUAUGGAAAUGACUCCACAAAUAUAUGGAGUCCACCACAAUGCUUUUGAAACUGACGGUAGACGACUUAAAAUAACUUUGCAAUCGGGAAAGAACGAACUAAACUUCCAUAAAAACAAUCUAAAAGAACAAAGUCAAAAGGACCUUGUGGGCCAAAAUCAAAAGACAAUGAUAAAACCGUAUUAUGGACAUUUAAGGGACAUUUCCGAAAAUGUAAAUGAUUCUAAUUUAAAAAAGCUUCGGACAUUUGUAGAUGACAACCCAUUACAAGAAUCUCAUCCAAAAUCUAUAAAACAAGAACCAAUUCCAAGACCGAGGUGGAAACACAUUAGAAAGAGACCGCAGAGACCUGGUGCAAAUGCUCUAUUAAAAAAACCACCUGAGAAACUUUUACAACGUUCUUCUAUAUCGUUUCUAAUGUUAGAUGAAAACGACAUGGACCAAUUCUUCCGCGACACUGGAUUCGAUCUUAACUGGAAAGAGAAAUCUUUAUCGAAA
Molecule: messenger RNA, 1209 nt
Organism: Brenthis ino (lesser marbled fritillary)
Lineage: Eukaryota; Metazoa; Arthropoda; Insecta; Lepidoptera; Nymphalidae
Source: the annotation of a GenBank genome assembly